CUUUGUCGGAUCCCACAAAUUUCGACGAGGGGAAUAGCAGUCGACCUCCUCUCCCUUCUGCUGGAACAGGCCGAUCAAAGGGCCUAGGCAAAAAGAAAGACCAAAAAGCUAAAGAUAAGGCCCAAUCUGGUGGGCUCCUGGAAAACCAAGGAGCAGCUUCAAGAAAAUUAUUACAUCUGCGAUUUUCAAACUCCCCUAAGUGUCAAAGCACAAAUCCGAUUUCUGUGAAAUUGAGGAAACCACGUCCUGGAUCCACUCUGUCAGGCAGUGAGGGAAAACACCGGCACCAAUCAGAGACGACAUUGGGGGAUCGACAAAGGAAAAAUGAUGGUAGAGAGGGGGAAGGUGAUCCGCCCACCAUCGCCAAUUGAUCAAUUCCUCGCAGAUGCAACAAGGGACGACAAAGUGUCCUCACCGUCGACUAGAAAUAUGCUCAUCUCUAGGUUUCUUCUCUUCUCUCAGUUUACAGCUUCUGUUUGUUAUCCCCUGUUUGGUACCACUAUGAACAUUCCGGUUUUGCUAUAUCCUUCUCGCUUAUGUACACGGUGGACUAGAUAUGCAAAUCGAGACUUCUCUGUCAUUGGUUAUGACACUCCGGUUACCUAUAACCGAGAUAAGUUGGUGCAACCAGUUAUGUUGUUCAUCUACAAUCGGAAGUCCACGAGAUCCAAAAGGGUUGGACAACUUCCCUCUCAGGUUCUUCAUGCUUCUAGGAUCGACGAACGGCUGGAUACUUCCCUUCUCGUGGGGGCGUCUUUGGCUCUUAGUUACAGACGGUCCUUCCCAGCAGAAGAAGAAGCGUGUUGCCGCGCUUUCACGGGAUGUUCUGUCCGUCCUCUUUGCCUUUGCCUGUACCGGGUUUUGGAGGUUCUCAUACCUCUGGGGCAAUCAGUUCUUGGUUUCCAAGACUCUCGUCUUGUCCAGCGUGUGACCACCCUUUUCAGGGACCUUUGGCGCAUGCACGGAAUCCAAACACCGCGUUCGUUCCUUUGCAACGUCUGCGGCAAUGGUUAUCAAGGUGGUUGACUAUGAGGCAGUGGCCGGUCAUCCUUCACCAUGAGUGGUCUCACUUUGUGUGGCAACUCUUUACCUUUAGGACUUGUUGUCUUCUUUAUGUCUCUUGUCACUUUUAUGGUUUCAAGUCAAGCUUUAAAGCAUGUUUUAUGUACGAUUUAAGAUCGUUGUUUGUAGUUUAUUUUGUCCUCCUGUGUAAGCUUAUUGGUGUAUUUGGCUCCUUUUUAAAGGAAGCUUGUAAACCUUUAAUCUAAUAUAAUGGAGUGUUUAAUGGGAAAAAAAAAAAAAAACCAAAUAAGGUAUUUU
Messenger RNA from Camelina sativa (false flax), 1320 nucleotides. Lineage: Eukaryota; Viridiplantae; Streptophyta; Magnoliopsida; Brassicales; Brassicaceae. The record is from RefSeq and is a predicted model, not a curated record.